Messenger RNA from Cuculus canorus (common cuckoo), 4748 nucleotides. RefSeq names its product tuftelin 1 (gene TUFT1). The record is from RefSeq and is a predicted model, not a curated record. Gene Ontology annotation, biological process: intracellular signal transduction. Gene Ontology annotation, cellular component: intracellular anatomical structure; I band. The transcript has 13 exons. The coding region runs from base 2641 to 3768 and encodes 375 amino acids. NCBI's taxonomy places the organism in Eukaryota, Metazoa, Chordata, Aves, Cuculiformes, Cuculidae.
GCGGUUGCAAAAUGCCGGCGUUGGGAUCGCUGGCUAUGGGUGCUUGGAUGGUGCCGCCUCUUCUCCUCCUGGGACGUGGUUGGGAUUUGCAUGGUUCUUUCUUUCCCAGGAGCGCAGCUGAUGCCUCUCCCUCCAGCCAGGCUUUUCCCAAGUGGGAUUUUUUGGGGGGCUGGGUGAUGCAAAAUUGAUAAAAAGGUUUCAAAUCUGCUCUGGUGCCACUGGAAGCCCAUCUGUCGCCAUCCUCGCCGACACUGCUUGCCCUCAUAACCAGGGUCAUGGUUGGACCCAAAGGGCUGCUGGAAUUCUGGGAACGCCUCCCUGGAGGCUGCUGGCUGGGAAUGUGGCCAAAAAAUCUCCGACCGCUGGUGCUUCACUGCAGCCAUCACCCAAACCCGGCCCAGCUCUCCGAGUCUCAACUGAUUCCUGAAACUGGGAAUAGAUACCAUGAGCACGCGCUGCUGGGCUGGAGUGGCUCUUGGGGUGCUGCGGGGCGCAUGGUUGGGGCGUUAAAGAGGUGUUUUCUGUGCAAGGUGGUGUUUUUCCAAUGAGGGAAAGUGUGAGGACUCCAUCGUCUUCCCAGCAUCGUCAAAACCCUCUUGUCUUCCCUGAAAUCCGCUGUCCCCUCUGCUCCGGUGCCGUGAGCAGGAGGUGAGUGUCAGCAGAGCGGAUGCAAUGCCAACCGGGAGGUAAAGGAGCAAGGAAAGGGGGUCCAUGCGGCUCCUCUCCUCCUGCUCCGGUGGAGUUUGGCACCUCGCAGCGGGAGAACUGCUGGCUGCGGUGUCCUGCUGCGCUGAGCUGCUUCUCCGGGAAACCAUGGAUGGUGAGAGCAAAGGGGCCUGGCAGUGUGGGAGCGGAGAACCAGAUUCCGUGUCUCCUCUCCUCCGUCUCCCGGCCAGGCUGCAGACAAACAAGCUGGGCAGGGAGGGGUUCACUUUAUUCCGGCUGCGCUUCCGCCUCCUGCACCUGCGUCGGUCUCCCUAAAAGCAUUCGCCGCACCCAAAAAGCUGUUUUCCUCCCCCGGUGGUCCAGAGCAUCUGGGUCCAACGCCCAGCUCGUGUCUGGGCAUCCCUUGGCCUCUUCGGUGCAAAGAAGGACAGAUUUGGUGCAGCCUCGCCCGAGCGGUGUGUGUCUGGGUGUUUUCCUGGUGGUUUGACCCAGGUUUGGCAGCACCGGUGCCGGGUGGGAAGGCACUGGCUGCUCUUUGCUUCGUGUCCCGAGCGAUCCGUGUCAGCUGGGUGGUGGGGGUGAUCCAGGAGCCAGGGGGUUUUGGGGUCGGCUGGGAUGGAAAGCACCCACAUGCCAUCUCUGGCUUGAUUUUUUGGCUGCGGAUGUGGCAAUGGGCCGGCGCUUGUUCCUUAUCGCAGCAAGCAAUUUCCUUGGCAGCGUCCCACCCUCACCUGGGCUUGACAGGAUGGGGAGGGCGAAUUCAGAUCCCAGUGCUUGUAAACAAAGCUGCGAGUAAGAGCACGCGAAGGGAUUGCCGGCGGCUCUGCUGGGCUUGUGCUGUGCCGAGGCUGCUGCCCUGCAUCGCUCGCCGCUCCGUGCUCCUACCCUGCAUCCCGUUCGCUUUAGGCAGCGCGGAGGUGCUGGGCGAUGCUCUGCAUGCGGGAGCUGCCGUGAACCAUUUUCCCUGCUGUAAAACCACGAGUGCUUCUUCCAUCUUCCCAAAGGCUUGGAGAACUUCUGCUUCCUGACUAAAAUUUCCAACUUCUUGGGUCUUGCCAUGGAAAAUACUCCCUGGAGUAAAAGUAUCAGUGGCCGGUGCUGGUGAGAGCUGGCAGAGCCAUGGGAGGUUUCUCUUAGAUCACGGUGCAGUUGUGGAGCCCUCAGCACAGGAAGAACAUGGAGCUAUUUGAGUGAGGCCAGAGGAGGCCACGGAGAUGAUGCGAGGGCUGGAGCACCCCUCGUAUAAGGAUAGACUGAAAGAGUUGGGGUUGUUCAGCCUGGAGAAGAGGAGGCUGCGGGGAGACCUUUAGAGCUGCUUCCAGGACUGAAAGGGGCUCCAGAAGAGCUGAGGAGGGACUCUGGAUCAGGGAGUGCAGGAUUGGAACGAGGGGGAUGGUUUUGUGCUGCAAGAGGGGAGAUUGAGAUGAAAUCUUAGGGAGAAAUGUUUUGCUGUGAGGUUGGGGAGCCCCUGGCCCAGGUUGCCCAGAGCAGUGGUGGCUGCCCCAUCCCUGGAGGGGUUCCAGGCCAGGUUGGAUGGGGUUUGGAGCCCCUCAUCCAGUGGGAGGUGUCCCUGCCCAUGGCAGGGGGUGGGACUGGAUGGGCUUUGAGGUCCCUUCCAACCCAACCCAUUCCAUAACUGCCUGGACAGGGCAGGACGGGGUCUGGGCACGUGUUUGCGAGCCGUAGGGGAGGGCUCCUUGUUUCCUGGGAGCCCGCGCUUGUGCGAGCAGUGUACACAAAAUAUUUUGGAAACAAACAGCUGGCUUGUCGAGACUUGGAUGCGAGGAGAGCGCCUGGCAGAGGGCAGCAGGAGCACCUUGACGUCACUUUUGGAGCGCAGGAGGCUGACGUGGCCAAGGUGUGGUGAGGGGCGGGCGCCUGGCACUGAGCGGGCACUACCCUGGCUGCUGCUCGAGAGCCGCUGCCAUCGUGCACCGAGCAGCUCCUGCCUUCAGGGUCACGUUGAUAAGGACCAUGAGCGACCGAGGCGCCAGCGAGGAGAGCGUGAAGGUGCUGCGGCUGACGCUGCCCAAUGACCUCCUGGGCGACCGGCGCGAGCAGGUGAAGCAGAAGCCGGUGGGAAAAGCCUUUGCCAUGGUGGCUAACAGAUCCAGCAAUGGGCACUCCCUGGCCUCCGAGUGCAUCAAAUCCAACGAUGGCGAUGAGGAGAUCAUCAAGGUUUACCUCAAGGCACGGGCUGAGGGUGGUGUGAACCACGAGGAGCACGUCAGCCAGUUGAAAAGCGAAGUUCGUUACAUCCAAGAGGCUAGAAGUUCUUUGAAGAAGCUGCGGGAAGACUUAAGUAGUAAACUUGAGAACAGACAAGGAGAUAAACAGCGCGCACAGGUUGUGCUGGAGGAGCAGAACGGGAGCUGGUUGUGCCCCGAGAGGCUGCGCGCUGACUCCUGGGAGGAUGAGGAGGAGGACUGCUCAGGUGAAGACCUGGAGAAGAUCCGACAGACAGCAAAGAGGCUCUUCACAAGGCUGCAGGAGGCGGAGAAGCGCCAUCACUUGGAAAGGAAAGCCUUUGAGAAGGCUGUCUCGCAGUACCAGGAGGAAGCGGAGCAGACGAGCUCUGCCCUGCGGAGAGCGGAGAAGAACAUGAUGGAGAAGGAGGUGCAGGUGGAUGAGCUGCAGAGGCUCCUGGCUGGGAUGGAGAAGGAGCACAGAAGUUUGCUGCUGAAGAUGAAAGAAGGCGAAGCAGAGCUGGCGAGGCUGCGAAGCGUAGAAGGUGACAAGCUCGCCGAACAAGACCGGUCAGCCCAGCUGGAGAAGGAGGUGGCCAUGCUGCGGGAGAAGAUCCACCACCUGGACGACAUGCUGAAGAGCCAGCAACGCAAAGUCCGCCAGAUGAUCGAGCAGCUCCAGAACUCCAAAACAGUGAUCCAGGGCAAAGACACCAUGAUCCAGGAGCUCAAGGAGCGAGUCGCUUACCUGGAGGCUGAGAACCUGGAGAUGCACGACCGCAUAGAGCAUCUGAUCGAGAAGCAGGUCAGUCGGGGCGGCCCCAGCUCCAGAGUACGCUCCAAGUCGGAAUAUGUGAGCAGCAAAAGGCUGUCGGGUCCCAAGCCGCUGCCUCUCAUUCGAGUAGUGGAAACAUGAGUUCCGAGGGCCAGUCCGAGCUGAUGACUCUCGCCUUGUUAUCGUUGACUGGAUUUCCCUGCUUGACUGCCAUCCUCUGGCCUCUGUGCUCCCGGAGUCCCCCCGGAGCUGUUGGCGAGGGCUGAGCCCUGCAGAGCUGCGGCAGCCAAGGGUAGAUGGAGCCGGGGCCGUCCUGGCAGAGGAAGGAGGUUUGUGAAGCGCCCACAUCGCUGUCCCCACUGGGUCCUGAGGUCAUACGGAUGCCAGUUUGGAGGGUAGGACCUGGCCCCGGCGUGGACACGGCGGCUCUCUGGCCGGAUAGCCAGACUCGCUUUCCCUGGUCAGUCUGGGGGUCGCUCCGUGAGAGCAGCCGCUGCUUCUGAAGGGCUUCAUCCGAACAGAGCCCCCGCUUCAGCUUGCACCUUGCCAACACGGACUCGGCGUUUAACCUUUUUGUGGUUAAAAAAAAAAAAAAGAGAAAAAAAAAAGUCCCUCUUCCAAAGCAGAAAGAAAUCCUCCCAAAACUGGAAUCCUUCCUACACCACUGCCCAACCCGUGACAAGUUGGGAGCCUCCACCUCCCGUCUCCAGCACAUAUCUGGCUACUCCGGACUUGGCAAAGGCUCAGGUGGCCCAAAAUUCACUAUCACCAUGCUUUUCGCAAGAGCGUAGAGAAAUUGUACCCAACGCACGUGUAGUGUUUAAACGCAGAGGUGGUUGGGUUCGUUACCUGUAUUUAUUUCAAUAAAUUAUUAGUGUUUUCUGCCGAUAUGGUGACGGGCACGACGGCGGCUGUCCACCACCUCAGGAGCGCGGCGAGGACUGCCUGUCGCACACUUGAACUGGAAAACACCAUCCUGCGUCCUCAGGGCUUGCCGGUCGGUGCCUGGCGCGUGCGCGCUGUGCUCCGGGAAGGAGCUUGGGUGCAGCGAGAGGAAGGGUGCUGGUGUCUGUACCGGUGUUCACACGGAAAUACAUGUCUUAACCCCGCCGCCUGCAGUC